UAGCCUGACAGACGUCAGUGAACGAAUUAUUGUAAAUACUAUUAAAAUAUAUUAAGAAUUAAUAGUUACGACAAUUAUAACAAUUAUUAUCGUACUCUAAUUUGAGUAUCUGCAAUUACUUCCUACUUUAACGUAGAUAAAAUGAUAGUUAGUGCUACUUGUAGUGCUGUUAUUUACAUUCUAAUAGAGAUGCACGUAGUAUUGUAAUACCAUAUACUCUAUAUAAUGAUAUUUUCACUUGAAGAGGAUUUAUACAAGUGAGAGGAUUACCUUGGUGAUAUUUUUAUCAUGGGGUCUGUGUGGAAAAGACUUCAAAGAGUGAAUAAACUUGCUGUCAAGUUUCAAUUUACAGUGUCUUAUCACCAACUUUCUUUUGAAUUUACACCCAAAUGGGAACCUCAUAAAAUUGCAAUAGUAUGGACUCGUAGAUCUAGACGUGUAAUAUCAACUACAAUGCAAUGGGAACCAACACUGCAAAACCCAUAUAAGGCUCUAGUGGUGUGGCCUCUUCCUGAAAAUCAUCAGAUAUCUGUUACACUGUUUAAAGACCCUAGAACAAAUGAGCUAGAAGAUAAAGAUUGGUGUUUUAUUAUAGAAGAUGUAGUACCAAAUGGUAAAAGGCGACAACUUGCUGUGGCUCAUGUCAAUAUGCGAAAAUAUGCUAGUGUAGAGUCUUCUCAACAUCAGCUUCAACUACAGUUUAAGCCCACGUCGAAGAAAAUUCAAAGUGCAAAGUUAGAAUGUACUUUAUCUUGUGUGUUUCUUAGAGAAGGAAAAGCAACAGAUGAAGAUAUGCAAUCCAUGGCAUCUUUAAUGUCUGUUAAUAACAACAGUGAUAUAGCUCCUUUGGACGAUUUUGAAGAUGAAGAUUUCUCAUUUAGUGAUAACUCUGUGAAAAACAGCAUACAGGAAGUAACACAGCACCUGCAACAGAUGACAAAUAGUUUAUCUGGUUCUGACAUAGCUAGUACUCCAAUGAGUGUGAAUAGUAUUCAGUCAUUCGUAAGAGAUGACAAAACUCCGACCGGAGAGAAUGUACUGCCACCUUCAGAAAAAAUGAUUAAUUUAAAUCUUCCAUUGCCGAACAUUUCUGAUUUUCAGCAGUCGGAAAAAGAUUUUUAUUCUGAACGGUGUACAGAGCAAUUAGAGGAAAUUGCUAACAUGGUGGAAGAGGACAAAAAUGAUUCUAUCAAAGAUGUUCAUGUAAAAAAGGUUAAAAUAAAGUUGGAACCUUUGCCGCUUGAAAAAAAUGAAGUUGCAGAAGAAAAUGGUUACAAACAAAUACAGAAAUCGACUACCCCAGGUCAAGAUUUAUUGGAAUGGUGUAAAGAAAUGACUAAAGAGUAUCCAAAUGUAAAAGUAACUAAUUUAACAACAAGUUGGCGCAAUGGUAUUGCUUUUUGUGCGCUCAUACACCGUUUUAGGCCCGAUUUAAUUGAUUUCGAUUCACUCUCUCCCCAUGAUGUUAAGGGAAAUUGUAAAAAGGCUUUCGACGCUGGCGAUGCAAUAGGAAUUCCUAGAGUAAUAGAACCAUCAGAUAUGAACAUGUUGGCAGUACCUGACAAAUUGGCUGUAAUGACGUAUCUAUAUCAGUUAAGAGCCUAUUUUACGGGUCACGAAUUGGAAGUGGAACAGAUUGGAAAAACAACUGAUGAAAGUAGUUACAAAAUAGGACGUUUCAAUACUGACAGUGAUACUGACGUUACUAUGCAGUUAUUUGGUCAAGAAAUUAUUAAUUUAAGGAAAGCAAAGCAGCAACAGGCUAACAAAGACGUUGAACAGAAACGGGAGUCAAUAGAAAGGGAAGACAACACCAACAACAAAGAUUCUAAAAGAAUUAUAGUCGCUAAUGAUAAAUCCAAAGUAUCUGUAAUAAAUGACGUAAGUGAUAGGAGUGAAAAACAGUUUUUACAAACAACAGCAGCAACAACAACAGUUAAAGAUGUUAAGGAUAUUUUCUUGUCCAAUCCAAAGGAUAUUAUUUUGUCAGGCUCAAAGAAUAUUUUAGGGAGGGUGUUGUCUCCAUCAAAAGAUAAAGGAACAGGCCAUAUUAAUAACAACAAUAAUAAUAACAAUAACAACAGUGGUAACAAAAAAGGAGACGCAAAGAAGCCAGUUUUGAUGACAAGACGUGAAUUGUGCGAUCCGUUUGGGUCAGACGAGGAGGACGAUAGUGGUGUUAAAACUGUCCAGGAAGAAUCGCCAGUACUUGUUACAUUACAAGCCAAUGGGGUAGGCCCAGAAAGUGAAACUGAUAACGUUGAUAAGAAGGACCCAUCGGUCAUAUCCGUUACUGAUAUUCCUAUAACGAACACUCAACUUCUAUCACGACACACGGAACAAAAGGAGAGGGCAAGGCAGUUGUUGGAGCAAUUGAAAAAGGACGGAACCACUUCACCCAUUAAGUCAAUGUCUGAAGAGGAAAGGCAAGCACAGCUGAGAGAAAGAGCCCGAAGGUUAAUUCUUGAGACACGAAAGGGUUCAGCAUCUACAACUGAAAUAAUUCGAGCUGUCAGUCCUGAUUCGUUGAAAUUUAUUUUAGACACAGAAGACAAAUUAACGAAAAAUGUAGAUGAAUCGAAAAAACAGGGUGCCAAAGAUAUGGAGAGUAAUGGAAACAUAUCUUCGUCGGCAACUCUAACCGAAGAAAAAUUAGAAAAAUCUAGUCCAAUCAUACAAAAUACUCUUUCAUCUAGUUUAAUAGCAAACCAAAUGAAUAUGAACGAAGUGGACAUUGACGUGCAAAAUUGGGUAGACCAAGAAUUAGAAGAUUUGGAAAGAGAACAAAGUGCCAUCGAUAAGCAAGCUGCUGCUUUAGAGAGGAAACUAAGGGACGUAAUGGAGGACCCUGGUAGUUCCUGUGAAGAAGAGGAGGCUUUAAUGUCCCAAUGGUUUACGCUUGUUAAUAAGAAAAACGCACUUUUACGAAGGCAGAUGCAACUUAACAUUUUGGAAAAAGAAAGCGAUUUGGAGAGAAGAUACCAAAUGUUGAAUCACGAAUUACGGGUGAGUCUUUCUAUCGAAGAUUGGCGAAAGACGGACGAGCAACGUGCCAGAGAGGCUGUACUUUUAGAAGAAUUAGUUCAAAUAGUCAAUAAAAGGGACGAACUGGUCCAUCAUUUGGAUAAUCAGGAGAAAGCAAUCGAAGACGACGAUCUGAUAGAACACGACUUAUCACAAAUGGAGCUACAGAGAAAAGAAAAGUGUGUCAUCUCAUAGUCCUAUUACACUUUUUUUUUUAUUUGAUAUUCUAGGUGAAUAUGAAUAAUUAUUUCGCUACUACAAGAUCAAAUGUAUAGGUUUAACUGUUUACAGAAAGACAUCCUCUCUUUAUUUAUUGGUUGUAGAUUUUUUCGUAUACUAAAUUAUUUUAUUUUGGUUGUGAAGAUGAAUUUUAAAUAUUCUAAAAGACAAAUCAAAAAGUUAAAAUCUCACAGUGGAUACUUCUUUUUAGUAAUACGUAAUAAAUAUUGAUUUUUUUAUUGUGCCAUACUAAAAAUUAAUUGUGUAAGUGCUUCAUUAUUUUUUUUUAUCGAGUUCAAAAUGGUUAUGAUUUUUCAUGUAAAGAUUUUUGUGAUUGGGAAUAUUAUUAUAAGUAGUUGUUGUGAUAGUGUAAAAGUUCUCAAUUUCGCUUUCUUAAAAAAUAAUGUGUGUAAUUAAUAACAAAUGUCCAGUGAUGUCUGUUGUUAGCUAAUUUAUUUCUGAAAAUGCUUUAGUUAAUUUAAUAAUAAAUGUGAUUAUAUAAUGAUGUUAAGAGAGCCUAAUAAAGUCGCUGUAAUUAUUUGUGAGCAGGUGUAUAAAACGCAAUAUAAAUGGAAAAUGCCACUAAGCUUAUAGAUAUUAUUUGUAAUGUCAUAUUAUCUCUUAUUAUUAGUUUUUUUAAAUGUACUCCAUAAUUAACUAAUAAUAGCCGUAAUAACACGAUUUAUUACAUAAGGCGUUUCAAUUUGCAAUUGUCCAUUUAUAAAAAAAACUCGAAUUGUGCGAAAAAUGUACAUAAUUGACUUAAAUCGUAAGUCCUUGAAUAGUUUUUGUUUAUGUACAUAAUCUGUGUAACUAUUACUGAUAUAAAGAA
Agrilus planipennis (emerald ash borer) is the source of this 4075-nucleotide messenger RNA. RefSeq names its product EH domain-binding protein 1 (gene Ehbp1). The record is from RefSeq and is a predicted model, not a curated record. Bases 289 to 3219 code for a protein of 976 amino acids. NCBI's taxonomy places the organism in Eukaryota, Metazoa, Arthropoda, Insecta, Coleoptera, Buprestidae. The transcript has 15 exons. Gene Ontology annotation, molecular function: protein binding.